Linepithema humile (Argentine ant) is the source of this 2856-nucleotide messenger RNA. RefSeq names its product coiled-coil domain-containing protein 102A. Gene Ontology annotation, cellular component: myosin complex. The record is from RefSeq and is a predicted model, not a curated record. Lineage: Eukaryota; Metazoa; Arthropoda; Insecta; Hymenoptera; Formicidae.
UGUUUGCGUCUCAAAUCUGGCCACACUGCGCUGAAUACGUAUGAUCAGUGUUGAUAUGUGUGUGACGUUGCCGUCAGUGCAUUUACUGGCAUUUACGGAAUCUAUCGUUGUUUGAUCGAAUGUAAUGAUAUUUAAACGGCGUGAUUAAACGCCUAGAAGAAGAAUGUUUGAUUGGUAUUAAAUCGAUAGUAGACUUGUCAAGGAGGCAGUACUCGAACUGAUCAGUGAGGAAGUGAAAACAAAGUUGUAGGUUACAACCAUGGCACAAUCAACAACAAGCGGAACUUCCUCGCGACGAUAUAUGAGGGAGCACGAGGUGCUGUCUUCAUCACGUUAUGUGGACAAUGAAUGGGAGUCCAAGGAGGCUUUACGACAAAGGGAACUAGAGGAGGCAAGAGCGCGAGCGGCACAAAUGGAAAAAACAAUGCGAUGGUGGUCAGAUUGUACUGCUAAUUGGCGUGAAAAGUGGAGCAAAGUUCGCAAUGAAAGAAAUGCUGCUAGAGACGAGGCAAAAGCUCUCAGAGCAAAAUUAGAAAUUGCAGUUAAAGACGCGAAUACUUUUAAACAUGAAUCUCAAGAUUUGGAACUGCAAAAUGAACAGCUGAAGAAAGAGAUGGAAAAGAUACAUAUGAUACUCUUAAAGCACGCUGGCCAGUUUGAUCAGCAAAUCUUCACUAUGCUAGAAUCAGAUCCGCAAGUAAGAGCUACUUUUGGAUUGGAUGAGCAGUUAGAAUUUUAUAAUAACGUUGAACCGAGUGAUACGUUAAAUUCACAAAGGGACAUGCUGUCUUGUAAAAAUUCGCACAACGCAUCGGAUGUUGCUUCUGGAGGUCACAGUAUCUUGCCAGAAAGGGAUAUUGAAGAGUAUGUCUUGCAAGGUGCUGUGCCCAAACAUGCAGUAGAAUUAUACAAAGAAAGCCCUAGUAAUUCACUUGAUAAAAACAUCGCGAAACUAGUCACGGAUAAUACUGCCAGGAAAGAUGUGUUGGAGAAGCAACAACUGUCAUUAGAUAUGUACAAGGACGAUUGUUUGAAUCAGAAGAUGUCAGCGUUACAACUUCAACUGGACGAGGCAACAAAAGCUAUUUCUGCGGAAAGAGAGGAAAAAAGUUCUUUGCAUCGUACUGUUGAAAAAUUGAAAGCUGAAAUUAAGCAAUUGAGGGAACAAUGCGAGGAAUUGUCUGGAAGCAGAGCUGACGCAAUGAGGGAAUUAUCGGAGUUAAAGGAACGAUUUCAACUUGAGCUCAGUGAAGAGCAUAUAGCGGAUUUGAUAGAUAAUACAAGUAACGGAGAAGGCAUGGAUCGUCGUCUAAGUGAGUUAAGAACCGAACUGGAGAAACUUCAAGCUGAAAAUGCAGCCGAAUGGGGUAAAAGAGAAAGACUAGAGAGUGAGAAAAUUUCCUUGGAACGGGAAAACAAAUUGCUUCGUCUAAAAAUAAACGAGUUGCAAGAGAGAAUAGAAUCGCGGCGAUCACGACCAGUAUCUACAGUUGACGCAGACACGAAGCAGCUGCAGCAAGAGAUUCUAAUUCGCAACAUGGUGUUACUUGAAGUAAAGCAGUAUCAAGCGGCACUGAAGCAAUCUUUGGCAGAAAAAACAACGGAAUUAUCACACGCUAUAAGACGAUCCGAGCAAUACGAGGCAGAGGUAAAGCGAGUGAGAGCAAGAGUCGAUGAGUUGAAGAAAGAGCUGGCCGCCGCUCAGGACGAAGUUGACGCUGCUACGAACAGCGUACGAAAGUUGCAACGGGCUAAUAAAGACCUCAUGGAGCAAUUGGAAUCCGCAAAUGUACAAUUGGAACAUUUUAAAAAUAGCAACAACGAAUCGUGCGUAGCGGAUGGUGAAAUAGAUGGAGCAGGGGAAGAAAAGUUUCAACCUAACAAUUCUGAUGAAUACGCUGAAGUAUACGGUCAGCAACAAGCCUAGUAUUCGUGUCGGUGACGAUGGCAUAUUUGUGUCAGAUAACGAAGAUGCAGAUUGGAUAGAUGAUUGCUUAGUUGGCCUAAAAUACAGAAUUUAACAACGGUUUUUUUUUUUUUUAAAUGGUUGACUCUCCAUUUGGCGCAACACUUCCGCGAAUUGUACGUGUUGAGUGACUGUUGUAAGCUACGUGCCUAUUGCAGUGUCAACGACAAAGGUAAAACAUCACUUCCAGUAGUACAUAUAUGUAAAUGUGUAUAGAUAAUAGCAUAUUGAUGUAAUAUGCAAUUUUUUAAUUACUUAUCGACCGACAAGAUUGAUAAGUGCGUUGCAGUAUCUACUGUUUUAACAGUUAUUUACUCAACAAUGAGAUUGUGUUCAACCAAGAGAUCUUUAUCAUUAUUUUCUGUAAAUAAUCAUUUCACUCUCAUUGGUUUUUUUUUACUUUUGUAAAUUGUGAGCAUACAUCUUUUCUCUUUUUCUUGUCGCAUUUUGUAAACGGUUUACAUUCCGCGUUACUAUUUUUUAUGUUUUAUUUUGUAGACUGGUGUAAAGAUAUUGUAUAUACUUACGAAAUAUAUAUAUAUAUAUCAUAAAAUUAUGUUUUGUCACCUCGAAAAAGACUGGUGAAAUUGAGUAGUAAGACACAAUAUGUACAAGAUACGAUACCUGAUAUUUAUAAUUGAAUCUUUUAUGUCAAUAUAAAAAAUCUAUAUAACGUAAGUUAAUAUAUAUAUAAAAUAAUACUCUACAUAUGCAUCUGUGAAUAUAUGUCGCAGAUAUGAACUGCUAGAUAGAGAUCUACUGAACUGUAGAUAGAGGUAACAUUUGAACGCAACCUUCAUGUACUACAAUUAUCUACAUCAAACUGAGAAGAUUAUUGUUAAUUAUACUAAAUUAUAUUAUAUUUCUUAACUAGCGAAGAGGACAAAGAA